AGCCUUGACAAGCAGCUGCAAUCUCAGGUGUACAUCUCAGUGGUGAGCGUGUAUUCAUUCAGUUUCCUCGAUUAAGAUGACGAUUCAGGUAGUAUGUUUCACACAUCGUGUCGUCGCAAAUGCACAGACUGUCACUGUCGGGGAACAUGAGGUUUGAGAUCUGACACUUGUGCUGCUGUUCCUUGACCUUGACCCCGAUCAGCUGACCAUGGUGUCACGGGACUGUCCGGACACCGCCAUCUCCAUGACCUACCGAUGCAUCAACAUUUCAUGGAGGAAAGUGGCCACAAUCUUUGCAGCUUUUGUUCUCAUGUUUUGGUUUUCAUUUUCUGUUUUUACAGAGAUGAAAUUCCACAACAAGAAAUGGUAUCAGUUUUCCGCACCAUGCAAGACGGACACUGGUGUUAUGAACGACAUGAAAGAGUUGGUGUUCAAAAUCCACGAAACUCUCAACACUCUGUCUGUCCCUCAUGCAGUGUGUUACGGAACUCUCUGGGGGACGUUACGAAAUCAGCAGAUCCUCCCCUGGGACAACAAUGUGGACUUCUGUGUGAACGCAUUAGACAUCAUGAAACUUGACAGGCGAAAAAUGGCAGAUUUGUUUCGAAGAAAUGGCAUGAUCAUGUCAUAUAACUCCAAGCAAGGGGUGUAUGAAAUCAAGUAUAAGAGUGCUGAAGGGUUGAUCACAACGUUCCUGGCUAAUAUUGACGGUGAAAUGUACCGGACUGGCUGGUUUCAUAACAUCAUGUGGUUGUUCGAGAAAAAAUCCAUCAACUUUCCCUUACAACUUUUGGAAGCGCCAUUUCCUACAGCAAAGCUUUAUGGGAAGGAUGUUCCAGUUCCGCAUGAAAACAUCGAAAUACUUAAAUACCUGUAUCCCAGUGAUUGGUGGCUUGAAGUAAAGCCGCCAGGAUGUUAAGUACCGAUACUGUGUAUAGUAUCCAGUCCUCACCAUAUUGAUAACUCAUCAGAUGAAUCUCAUUACCAUUUUUUAAUUUGAAUUAUUAUUUGAAAUUGUACUUUGAUAAAUUAAGCUCGGACUCUGUAUUGUUUGAAUCAUGUAGAUUAUGGAUAAGGUUGCUAUGUUGAAACGUUUAUCAGAAUUUAGGCCGAGUUUGAGUUUUAUAUCAUUGUAUAGGGUUGUGUUUACUUUCAGGGCUGAAGAGUAACAGCUGAGUCUAUUUCAUUAAUUGAUUUUGUUAUCUUUAUGAUCUUCACCAUGUUCAAUGUUUUCCUAUUUUCUUUUGAAAAUAUCGGUCGAUUUUAAUUGUUGCAUUACUAUUUUUCUAUAUUUCAUCUUUUAUGCGAUGACAGAUUACCGGUAACCAAAGUAAUAUGAAAGAAUUGUGUGGUCCUUGACAUUUUGUGAGUAGCAUAUGUGUCAUGUGUUGUCAUAAUUACUUUUGAUAUUAUUUUAACAAUCUGUUAUUGAACUGUUCAUGGAUAACAGAUUGAUCAGAUAUUUCAUAAAGUGACUUGAUGUUUUUCGGAGCAGUGUGACAAGUUAUAGCCCAAUCACUGGCAGAUCUAUUGGGGGCAUGCACCCAUUUUUUAUGGAAUCUACAUGGUUUUUUUAAACCUGAGAUGUGCUGCUGAUAUCUGCUGACCUUUUAUGUGGUGAUAUUUCAUAUGUUUUGAUACUCAAAGACUGAAAUCUGUGUACUACACACACUAUUUAUAAAGCAUUAGAAAUUGGCACAAGUCCUGUAGUCCUUGUCAAACUGCCCGAUUGUUGAGGUAGUAGAAAUUUACCCUUUUUUAGGGUUUUGUUGUCAUUAUUAGGACUAGUGGACUGAAACUGUUAGUUUCUACCGCUGUUAAUUUGUAAAAUGAAAAUUAGGAGGGCAAUAUGAACCAUGUAUAUGUUAUAGCGAUAUAUGGCAUAUUUCGCACAACGAUACUCAUUGAUCCCUCUUGUGUGUGUGUGUGUGUGUGUGUGUGUGUGUGUGUGUGUGUGUGUGUGUGUGUGUGUGUGUGUGAGAGAGAGAGAGAGAGCUCUUGCUGACAAAAUUUGGUGAUAAAUGUUAUGAAGUCCAUCUUUGGGCGGUCAUUCAAAUACAAAGUUGAAGUAAACGACAAAAGUAGGCAAUAAUAGUCAAAUGUUACGAAUAAAGAAUGAAUGUUACAAAUAAAGUCAUUGUUUACAUACAAGUUAUGAAUUCAAAAUAAAAAACAAUAUUCUGCAUGGAGCAGUGACGAUGACAAGCACGGAUGGAUUGUACGGCGGUGUGGUCUGUGUAGUAGAUGAAGUAGUUGUCAUUGACUGAUUAAUUAACAAGACACACUGAUCGGAUCAGUUCAUGUGCUGAGUUUGUCUACAUGUAAUUAAUGAAGCUAUGGGUCAACAUGAUGUUAUCUAGUGCAAUAUCAUCAGCAAUAUCAGAUCUGGAAGUCUUUAGAAACCAUCUGUGAUGACCUUUAAACCAGCUCUGGAUCAGAAAAUAUCCCCAGAAAUAUUUUCUUACAAAGAAGUCAUUGAUUUCUUGUGAUGAUUUUUAUGAGUUUUGCGCCCCAUAAAAGUCUAGUGUUAAAUUAUCUGUAUGUUCUGGUACUUACUUAAUUACUGAAACAGUCCAAUAUGAUGGGAGUGAUGACACUUAAUAUGAUGCGGAACCUACUUCAUGCCACAGUGGAGCAAUGAUAUGUGUAUAUGUCUCCUGGCAUUAUAGAGUGGCCCCUUAUAACACCCAACUCACAAUAAUGUUAACUGAUGAUAUUACGGUUUAACAGUACCAUAAAAUUACUCCCUGAAGCCACUUCUAUAUAGAAAUAUUAUCUAGAGGCAAUUCGAUAAAGAAAUGUAAUCUGAAGGCAAUUCUAUAUAGAAAUAUUAUCCAGAGGCAAUUAUAUAUAGAAAUGUAAUCUAGAGGCACUUCUAUAGGUAGGAUAAAGCACGUCUGAGGGUUUAUAUGAUAUUUAAAUAUCAUAAAAAUAAAAAUAAACUUAAAACAACAUUAUCAACAUUUUUGUUUAAAACAUACUUGCCAUGAACCUCAGGAAACGGGUGUAAAAUAUCUGUUGCUGGCAGACGGUUCUGGAAAAAGACAUUCUUAAAAGCAUUGUGAUUUAUCAACACCUCUGUAGCCUAGUGGUACACUCACUGGGCUACAGAUUCGAAGGUUGUAUGUUCGAUCCUCGGGAAUAUAAAGAAAACAUUUGUCAUUUGAUGUUACAUUUCGUUACAUGUUACAAUCUGAACGGAAAAUGUAUUAAAUAAAUCCCCAGGAUAUUAUAAGACAUUAUAUAGCAAAUAUGCCUGGAAUAUCCUAUAAAAUCCCGUAGAUAUUAUAUAAAAUCCCCAGGAUAUUAUAACACAUUAUAUAGCAAAUAUGCCUGGAGUAUCCUAUAAAGUCCUGGGGAUAUUCCUACAUCCCUGAGUACGAGAUUUAACCCUGACUGGAGAACAAUAGGAUGAGGUCACUGGAGGUUGUAAAGUAGAAAUGUAAUCUGAAGGCAUUCUACACAGAAAUAUAAAUUUAAGGCACAUUUGUAUAGAAAUAUUUACUUGAGGGUACUAGCUAUACAGAAAUAUUACCUGAAAGCACUUCUGACUAGAAAUAUUUACCGGAGGGCACUUAUAUAUACGGUUUGUGUGAUACAAAAUGUACAUUAUUUGUUCAAUGUUUUGGGAUUCAUGUAUACAAAGGUUAUUGUGUUUUGUAGUACUCAUUAUUUCUCAACGGCCCACAUUUAUUGACAUUGAGAUUUUAUUUAUUACUUAUUUAUGAUUUUGUUGAUUUGUUUUAUUCUUAUUUUCUUUGACCAGGUGUCAGAGUUACAGAUUUAUUUCUUACCUUUUAAGUUUUACACUCACUUGUAGUGUUCCCUGUUGUGGUAGUACUGAAGUUCACUCACUCACUCACUCACUCACUCGAUCACUCACUCGAUCACUCACUCGAUCACUCACUCGAUCACU
Haliotis rufescens (red abalone) is the source of this 3916-nucleotide messenger RNA. RefSeq lists its product as uncharacterized. Bases 209 to 919 code for a protein of 236 amino acids. Lineage: Eukaryota; Metazoa; Mollusca; Gastropoda; Lepetellida; Haliotidae. The record is from RefSeq and is a predicted model, not a curated record. The transcript has 2 exons.